Eimeria mitis is the source of this 639-nucleotide messenger RNA. RefSeq lists its product as uncharacterized. The record is from RefSeq and is a predicted model, not a curated record. The coding region runs from base 1 to 639 and encodes 212 amino acids. The transcript has 5 exons. NCBI's taxonomy places the organism in Eukaryota, Apicomplexa, Conoidasida, Eucoccidiorida, Eimeriidae.
AUGCAUUUUCAGGUGUAUAUAGAGAGCUCUGGGGGAGCAGCGGCUGCUGCUGAAGGAAGCAGCAGCAGCAGCAGCAGCCAGCAGCAGCAGCAGCAGCAGCAGCAGCAGCAGCAGCAACUUGAAGCUGCUGCUGCUGCAGCACGACUUGCUGCUGAUAUAGAUAGAGCUCUGGGGGAGCAGCGGCUGCUGCUGAAGGAAGCAGCAGCAGCAGCAGCAGCAGCAGCAGCAGCAGCAGCAGAUGGAUUAGUUAUUAUAAACGCUUUCUAUGGUUCUUUAUCAUCCAUAGAAAACUCAAAAGCAGCAGCAGCAGCAUCAGCAACAGCAGCAGCAACAGCAGCAGCAGCAGCAGCAGCAGCAAUAGCAGCAUCACCAGCAGCAACCCCUUCUAACACAACCCAAAACGCAGCAACAGCAGCAGCAACAGCAGCAGCAGCAGCAGCAGCAAUAGCAGCAUCACCAGCAGCAACCCCUUCUAACACAACCCAAAACACCAGCAGCAGCAGCAGCAGCAGCAGCAGCAGCAGCAGCAGCAGCAGCAGCAGCAGCAGCAGCCAGCAGCAGCAGCAGCAGCAGCAGCAGCAGCAGCAGCGGCAGCAGCAGCAGCAGCAGCAGCAGCAGCAGUGUAGAAUAUCCAUAUAA